AUGGGGCAGCGUCGUGCGGGCGUAACGGCACUUUGCUGCUGCAUCAUGAUGGUGGCGCUCGUGGCCUUUUUCAUUACCCCUGCCUCGUCGGUUCGAUUCCUGGAGAUGAUCGUGCGAACGGGUGACGCCAUUCAGAGCGAAGCCGACAUCGACUUUAUGAUCUCUCAGGCUCUUCGAACGCACAUUGAAGGCAUUUCGGUGCUUAUGAAGGACGAUGAGUCGGGGCUGCUCUACUACACGGGCAGCACCGUGCCCUCCACCCGAUCAUACAACGCCUCUGCCGGCCUCGAUUACGACUCCCUCAUCAAAUACCUCCUUUCCACCGCACACCAAAGCGGGCUGAAGGUGUAUGCCUGGCUGCCCAUGUUCAAGGACCCCGUUCUCGCACAGGCGGACUACGAGCUGGCCACGAUGCAGAAGGAGAACAGCAACGCUGCCCUGGAGAUGAGCCAGCUCUUUGUGAGCCCGGUCAACCCCGCGGUGCGAGCGCACGAGCAGGACCUCAUAAGCGAAGUGCUGAACAAGUUCGACUUUGACGGCGUUCGCCUGGAUUUUAUUCGUUUCGAUUCCGACUUCUCGGACCUGAGCAACUACACGCGCGGCGUGUUCAAGAGCGAAUUCGGCGUCGACCCCAACACCAUCCAGUCCGACUCAGACUACACCAACUGGGACAAGUGGGUGGACUUCCGGGCGGCGCAAAUCACGUCGUUCCUGAAGGAGGUGGUCAAGACGGUGUCGGACAUCGACUCCAGCCUCGACGUGGGCGCCUACGUCCUGCCCUUCGCCGCCAGCGCCGACGGCUACUACGGCAACACGCAGUCGGGCAACGACUACUCGCAGUACACCGACAACUGGAUCAAGAUCAUGCCCAUGGUUUACUGGCAAGACUGGGCCACAGCAGACAACUUCUACGAUUGGGUGAACCAGACCAUCUUCUACGCCAACCACCUCACCAAGGCCAAGGUGAUCCCGGUGUUCAGUGUGACGUCCGACUACGCAGUGUCUGAGUGGCCGCUGCAGCCGAACGACACCAUGGUCGACUACUACCUCUCGCGCGCCUUUGCCACCGCUUCCGACAACGAUUGCCCCAGCGUCUCCCUCUUCUAUUAUGGCAAGUGGAGCGAUGAGACGUUCCAGCGGGUGGCGAUCUCGGGGGACAGGAGCAUGGGCAUGUCGUUGUGGAACGGCAAGCACCUCACCCUGACCAUCGUCUUCUUCCUCCUCACGUGCUACUCCUUCUACAAGAUCGAGACCUUCUUCCUCUCGCUCCUGUGA
Acanthamoeba castellanii str. Neff is the source of this 1275-nucleotide messenger RNA. RefSeq lists its product as hypothetical. The transcript is spliced from 10 exons. NCBI's taxonomy places the organism in Eukaryota, Discosea, Longamoebia, Acanthamoebidae. The record is from RefSeq and is a predicted model, not a curated record. Bases 1 to 1275 code for a protein of 424 amino acids.